This is a messenger RNA of Salvelinus fontinalis (brook trout), 6014 nucleotides long. RefSeq names its product mucin-17-like. The coding region runs from base 567 to 5006 and encodes 1479 amino acids. The transcript is spliced from 5 exons. The record is from RefSeq and is a predicted model, not a curated record. NCBI's taxonomy places the organism in Eukaryota, Metazoa, Chordata, Actinopteri, Salmoniformes, Salmonidae.
AGAGGGAUACUGGAAGGGGGAGACAACCGGUGCAACUUGGGAAGGAUGGGAAGAAAGAAAGUAGGGUGACUUGAGAGAUGACAUCAUUCCUCAUUUGAAUAAAUCCCAGCCGGGGUAGUGAUUGGUCGUGAGAUGGAGAAAGUCGAGUUACUUGGCUAUUCAUCCCUUUCAAUUUCACCCCCGCGCGCAAUGCCGUGGUAAAACCCUCUCCGCCUGUCCAUCCGUCCCGGCCAGUAGAGAGUGUGUGCGUGGACUGCAAAUCGUUUUUCUUUCUUUGGAAGGGACGUGCAUCACUUCUGGAAACGGCAGUCGACAGAAGUGUAUUGGUAAUCUGGCUGCUGUACUUUGGCCUGUUUCUCAUCUUGUUCGGUUUCAUUUUCUAAUUUGUUACACUUUGUAUUCUGAAAGGAUUCGGAGGAUAUUGUCAAACACUGGGCAUAGCUGGAUAUCAAGCUAUAGCUAGCUACACUGCGUUGACUCCACCAUCGCCUGAGUGCAAUCACCAUCUUCAGUCUCAAGCUCUCCAGCCCUCCUCUGUAGAGACGGACAGCCAGGACUGAGGGGAGAUGAAACCGGAUGGGGUUGCCACAGCAGCGAUGGAGCCAAUGGAAGCACUGGACGCCGAUCCGGUAAACGAGCCAGUUGCGAUGGGAGAGGAGCCUAACCAGGCUGCGCCGGCACCUCAGACGGAGGGAGUUGGCCAGCAGGGAGAGAUGGGGCAGGGAGAGCCUCAUCCAGAGCCAGCCCAGGUGGCCCCCACCAAGAUGGGGAACAGCAAGGCUGCAGCAGACCCGAAAGCCAAGACCAAGGCCCCCGCUGCUAAGACGAAGCCUGGGACCACCGCCACAAUUAAGACCACGACCGGACCAGGGUCUCGACCCAACACCGCCCAGAGUCGACUGACCAACGGGGUUUCCAAGCCACAUGCCAACGGAGUGGCCAAGAAGACGACCACUGGAGCCCCAGAGAAGACCACGCCCAAGAGUCCCGUAGGCACAGCUGUUGCCACUACCACUAAGACCAGCGCCAAGGUUGGUGAGAAGAAGCCAGCGGGCACCACCCGCCCUACGUCGGCUCCUGCUGCCACCAACGGGGUGAAGGCCACCACAGGAACAGCAGCAAAGAAGACACCUGCGGCGCCAACUAAUGGUGUCAAAGCCACCACCACCGCUGCUAAGAAGCCCACAGCUCCCCGGCCUGUCUCUGCAGCUACCACCAAGCCCAGCACUGCCGCUGCUCCCAAGCCUGAUAGGCCUCCUGUUUCCAAGACAACCAGGCCUGCCACUGCUGCUCCAGGAUCUCGCCCUGCCUCUGCUGCAGCCAGGCCAGCCACAGCCAGCACAGCCAAGAGCUCCACAUCCACAGCCAAGCCUGGCACCCCCACGGCUAAAACCACCUCCACCACCCCCAGACCAGCUUCUGCCAAAGCCAGCUCUACAACACCCUCUGCUGGACGGACCCCGACACCACAGCCCUCAAAAACCGCAACUCCCAUCAAGAAAGAUGUUACCAAAUCAGCCACCAAGAAGCCUGCAGCGGCUCCUCUAACUCGCACCUCACCAGCCAAGACCACCAAACCUGAGACUCCCAAAUCAGCCUCCGCAUCCAAGCCAGACUCCACCCCCAAGAAGCCGGCUGCCAGCAGCAAGGCCGCAGACACCAAGAAGACGCCAAGCAGGCCCACGCCUUCAAAGGAUGUCAGUGCUGGCCCCAAGACCCCUAGUACCAAGCCAGCAGGGAAGGCUUCCACCCCUAAGAAGACUGUGGGCAGCAACACUCCCAUGGCAGUGAAGCGUGGCCCCAAGCCCAUGACGGCGGCAGAGCCCGCGACUAAAGCGGGUGAGACCAAGGACGCCGCUGUUGCUGCCGCCAUAGCUGCAGCUGCUGUGGUCUCUGUGGCAACCUCUGAAGAAGCAGUGGUGGCUGCAGUCCCAGAGGAGAAGGAGACUGUGCCCCCUCAGGCCAGCCAGCCAGAGGAGGCCCCAAUCGCUCAGCUGGAACUGGUCCCCCUGGAAGAGCCAGCAGACACAGUGUCUCCCCUGGGGACCACGGUCAUGUCCCCUCCAUGCUCCCCCACUGGGCCCAUGUCCCCGGUCAGGGAGCCCCAGAAUGCCUCUGCUCUGCUGGACAUGUAUGUCCAGCCAGAACCCAGGUCCCAGAACCAGUCUGCCAUGGCUCCACAGAGUCCAGUCCAGGAGGAGGGGAUAUUGCAGCCAGAACCCAGGUCCCAGAACCAGUCUGCCAUGGCUCCACAGAGUCCAGUCCAGGAGGAGGUGAUAUUCCAGCCAGACCCCAGGUCCCAGAACCAGUCUGCCAUGGCUCCACAGAGUCCAGUCCAGGAGGAGGGGAUAUUGCAGCAAGAACCCAGGUCCCAGAACCAGUCUGCCAUGGCUCCACAGAGUCCAGUCCAGGAGGAGGUGAUAUUCCAGCCAGACCCCAGGUCCCAGAACCAGUCUGCCAUGGCUCCACAGAGCCCGGUCCAGGAGGAGGUGAUAUUCCAGCCAGAUGAGCAGCAGGAGGACCUCCUCAUGCCUGCCUCUUCAGCCCCUCCUCCAUUCAGCAUGUCUCAGCCCAUGGAUGAGUUCACCUCAGAGGUCCUGGUCUCUCCCUCUCAGGACCAGGAAGAGGCAGUGGAGAAGGCAGAUGAGGAGAUCAACGAAGAUGACGAUGAGGAGGAAGAGGAGAGGACAGUGGGCAAGCCGACAUUACUGGUUGACAUGAGUAGCUCUCAACCCUCAGAAGAGACCAAGCCUGUAGGCUUCGGCGGUGCCACCGGUUGGCAUGGGGAUGACGUCUUGUCAGGGAUGGACUCUGAGGAUAUGAGCAGCCGCCUGCAGUGGCCAUCAGAGAUGAGCAGCACCCAGCAUACGGGCCUGCUGCAGGAUACCCAGAGCUCCGACGCCCUGGUAGACUCCAGCCUCAAGGGCUCUGAGGGAGAAGGCUCCCCCAAUGUGGAGACCCUGCUCAACGAGGAGGAUGAUGAGGAGUAUAGGAAGGUGGGCAAGCCGACAUCACUGUUUGACAUGGGUAACUCUCAGCCCUCAGAGGAGGCCAAGCCUGCAGGCUUCAGUGGUUCCACCGGUUGGCAUGGGGAUGACCUUUUGUCAGGGAUGGACUCUGAGGAUGUGAGCAGCCGCCUGCAGGGGUCGUCAGAGAUUAGCAGCACCCAGCAUACGGGCCUGCUGCAGGGUACCCAGAGCUCCGACGCCCUGGUAGAUUCCAGCCUCAAGGGCUCCGAGGGAGAAGGGGCCUUCAUGGGCUCCCCCAAUGUGGAGACCCUGUCCGACGAUGAGGAGGAAGAUGAAGAGGAAUAUGAGGAUAGGAAAGUGUGCAAGCCGACAUCACUGUUUGACAUGAGUAGCUCUCAGCUCUCUGUGGAGGACAAGCCUGCAGGCUUUAGUGGUUCCACCGGUUGGCAUGGGGAUGACCUUUUGUCAGGGAUAGACUCUGAGGAUGUGAGCAGCCGCCUGCAGGGGUCGUCAGAGAUUAGCAGCACCCAGCAUACGGGCCUGCUGCAGGGUACCCAGAGCUCUGACGCCCUGGUAGAUUCCAGCCUCAAGGGCUCCGAGGGAGAAGGGGUCGUCAUGGGCUCCCCCAAUGUGGAGACCCUGCUCAACGAGGAGGAGCGAGUUGAUGUUAAUAUGGAUGUGAGCUCAGAGCGGGCAGUGGACCACCGGAUGGUGUGUCAGCAAGAGGAUGAGGAGGAUGAUGAUGAUGUGGAGAUGCCCAGCGAAAGGGUGACUGAGAGUGGACUGGAGAGCUGUGGGAAUGCAGAUGAGGAUGACUACACAGAGGAGAACCGCUUGGAUAACCUCAACCGUUCACCCAUCCCACCUUCCUCAGCCUGGGGUCAGACAAACCCCUUCACUGACCCCUGGGCCCAGCCCCACCUCUCCUCCCCCCACACCGCAUCCAGCCCCCUGUCUGACCACGGGGCUGCCGACCCUGAGACGCCCACCCAGUCCUCUGCCCAGGCCUGGUUGGAUCUCAGCGCCCCCUCUCUGACGCUCCAUUCAGAGCAGCCCUCAGAGCCCCAGUCUGCCCCUGAGGAGAUGGAGAACUCCUCCCCAGCCCCCCCAGGGCCCCCUGCUGUGGGCAUGUCUCAGUCCAGCACCCUGAGUGGCACGGCCCUGGCCAUCCAUAGCAGCAGUGAAACCAGCACUCCCGAGGAGCUCCGUGACUAUGACAGCAGCUCCGGGGUGGAGUCACGCUCUGACAAGCAGCAGACCCCCGUGCCAUCCAAUGUGCAGCCUGACCUGGAGCAGGACUUGGGCAUCCAUCUGGAGCGAGGUGACGAGGAGGAGGAGGAGGCUGAGACGCUCCCUGCUGACGAGGUCCUGGGAGCAGGUCCUCCUACUGCCCCCGCCUCUGCCCCCUCCUCCCCCUCCACCUCGGGAGACGAGGCCAGCGACACAGAGGGUGAGAUGCAGAUCAAUGACCCAGAUGUCCCCAUCACCAUGGAUGACAGUGCUGAGUUCGACAGCCCACCGUCCGCCCGUAUCCUGCCUGCCCUGGAAGAGGAUGAGGAGGUGGUGGAGGCGCCGGCCGGAGAAGGAGAGGAGGACGGGGGUGGCGGAACACCCCAGUCUGCCAACUCAGUGGCGUCUUACGGCUUCGACUGCACCAUGUCCAACUCCAACGCCCACUCCACUGCAGAGAGCUGCGGUAAGAGCCCCGGCAUCUUCUCCCUGGAGAACGAGGACCAGUUGCCCGAGGAGGCCAAGGACCCCUCCCUCAUCAAGGAGCUGACCCUGCCAGCAGCGGCCGCCCAGUCAGAGGAGCUGCUGGGAGGCCCUGUAGACCUGCUGCCCCUGGGCCAGCCUGGGGACCAGCACCACUACAUGCUGGGGGGGAAGAUGGAUGCUGACGACCUGGAGGAGGCCAACACCCUGGAGGAAGCCCUCCGCCUGGGGCCCCAGCAUGCCGGGCAGGCCAGCGAGGGCCAGCCACCCUACUACUCUGCUAUAUGCGAUAAGACUGAUAGCUUUCUGGCAGGUAACGUAUAAGUCCCUACCCCUGGAAUGCACCUUCUCCCUCGCACCCCUCCCCCCUUGUUGUUCUUAGUUUUUCUCUCGAGGUCGGUUAGAUGGUUUAGAAAAACAAGCAAAUGAUGGUAGGAAACAAAAUAAAGCAAGGGGAACGAAAAAGACUGUAGAUCAGUGAAGCCUCCCUCUUUCAUACUACUAUUAUGGUUAUGACUGUAUGGCACUACUUUAUGUACACUAGCUACCAUUUUCUAUUAGAAUGUUCUUUUUAAGUAACACUGCGUACUCCAUAACCCCUGAGGGGGCAUUGACUGACUGGUCCGUUGGGACAAAGCUCUUAAAAGAGAAGGAGUAAAAUGAGAAUGGACUCUACCUACAUGUGUAUUUAUCCUACUGUUUUUACCAAACAAAUGUCCAUUUUUUUUCUACUUUUGUUGGAACCCGGUCCUGCCUCCCCUCCCCUAUGUUACACGUGCCAUUUUAUCCUGCACCAUAGAGAUAGUCCUACUCUCUCUUUUUACACGUUUGUCUUCUUGUUUUCAACACUAUUUUAGUAUUGAGUAAAGACUAGAUAUUUAACAUGGCUUUCCUCCCCUUACACUUUUGUUGAGGUCGGUAUGAGAGUGUUCAAUUUGAAGUUUGUCUAGUUUUAAUUUGCGCUACAGGAAGUUUGCCUCUCCCUGCAUAGAUUAUUAUGGCAGGUAAAGUUAAGGUAAAGUACGGUGUGUUUUUUGAGGCAUCUGUUUUAAGUGGUCAUGCUUCAUGCCUCUCUUAGUUGAUCAUUUGUGCUUCAGAACCAACUAACAACUAUUUGUGGGGAAAAACAUGCAUUCCUCUGCAUUUUAGAAUGACUCUCACUGAAAAUGCUUUUCUCACUGAAACACUUUUAGUGGUGUUGGAUAUUUCAACUUGCAUGUACUAACAUUGAAAUUGUAUCUGAUUAAACCAUUAUACAGUAGGGAUGUUCAUAAAUGAAUGGUUCACACUAAGUAGGUUUUUCAAAAUUCCAUUAAACAUCAUUGUAAGGCA